Molecule: messenger RNA, 1716 nt
Organism: Caenorhabditis angaria
Lineage: Eukaryota; Metazoa; Nematoda; Chromadorea; Rhabditida; Rhabditidae
Source: the annotation of a GenBank genome assembly
AUGCAGGAAGAAGAUUUCUGUUGUUCAGUUUGUUUGGAUGUUUUUAUUGAGGUAAGUUUAAAUUGAAAAAAUAAUUUCAAAAAUUCUGAAACUUUCAGCCUACUGUAAUCCAAUGCGGCCAUUCGUUUUGUAAAAUUUGUAUUGAGGAAACUUUGAACACGACUGAAAAAUGCCCGAUUUGUAGGAGCACGGCUGGAAGAAUUACGCCGAAUCGGUUGGUUUUUGAAAAUUUCUUGAAGUUCUUUUGAGCCAAAAUUUGUUGGAAGAAUUUUUAACGUGAUCCUCAAGGUCCAAAAUUUUAUUCCAACAAUAUUCCUAUUUUUUACAGUUCAAAUCAAGUUUUUAUUUAUUCAUAAUUUUCUUUUUUCCUGCCGCUAAUCGAAUUAGUCACACUUUUUCCAAUUGUUUUAAAAAAGAUUUAUAUCUACAUAUUUUUCAUAAUCGAAAAUGCUGUCAAUCAAAACAAAUAAAAUAUUUGGCGCUAGAAAAAAUUAUUUCGAAUUCUCAAAUUCUGGCGCGACGCUUUUUUGGUCUCGAAUUUUCCUGGCAAAAUUAAAAUUUCAAAAAAUUUUCAGAGUUCUCGAAAAUCUAACAAUAAAAUGGAUGCAAAAAACAAAUCGAGGCGAAGAAUAUUUCAAAAGAAAAGAGCAAAAUAAACGAGCUCUUUUGGUUCGAAAUCGAGCUUUAGUAUUAUUAUGGACAACUUUGUCAACAAAAACUGAUCGAAAAAUGAAAUUGGAUGAGAUUUUGGAGAAAUUGGAUUGUUUGAAUUUGCGGAUGGAAAUUAUGCGACAAGUUUCCAUUCAACAAAAUAUUGGAAUUCGGGUGGAGAAAAUCGAUAAUGAUGUGAUUAUUCAACUUAUCGAUUGAAAAUCAUCGUAAAUUUUAAAUCAUGUACAUAAAAAAUGCUCUGUAACUACAGUCUACAGUUUUCUUUUGUGCCAGAAAAAAAAAUCUCAGCAAAUCGUCGCGUACAUGAACGGUUUUAUCGGCGAAAAAUAGCUACACCGCAGCUACACACCAGCUACACAAAUCAGAGAAGCAACGCGGUUGGCGUCGCGGCUACUUUUCUCAUUUUUGUUUUUGUUUUUUCCAGGCCUAAAUUCUUGUGAAAAUCGGGCCAGCAAUGAACAUAAACAUAAUUUUCAACAUUUUUCUUCGUGUUUCAUGAAAAUUAUGUUGAAAUUUCUUUUGAACAUCUAUGAAUUCCCCUAUUUCUCAAGUCUGGAAAUUUUUCUUUCAUUCAGAAUUGUUCUAACUAUCUUUAAUUUCAGGUUUCCGGAAGCGUGAUCGUUGCAAAAUGGCUGCCAAAUGGUGAGGGAAUUUUAUUUAUUAAAACGACCAUGUUUCCUACAAAAACCAUUUUCAGAAAACUUCAACAAGUUCAACAACGACAACGACUACGCUCCACAAAAAUCAGGUCAACAUCAAUCAUGCAGUAUUCAUCCACGCAAAUCAAAAGGUGAGUCAAUAACCGAAAAAGAAACGGGUUAACAAAAUAUGUCUUGGGAAAUUUGAUCAAGUUUAGCUAUUUUUGAAGAUAAAUAUAAAGUUCUUUCUACUCUGAAAAGCAUGUAAAUUCAUCUCAAUUUUACAGAAUAUGCUCUCCGAUGCUCAGUCUCGCCAGCACUCGAUGGAAAGCUCGACACAGACGACAUGAAAAGCAGCUUCAUGGCGAGGGAAACAAGACAAUCCGCAACAUCUACGAAAUUUUAA